Messenger RNA from Radiomyces spectabilis, 664 nucleotides. RefSeq lists its product as uncharacterized. The coding region runs from base 374 to 616 and encodes 80 amino acids. Lineage: Eukaryota; Fungi; Mucoromycota; Mucoromycetes; Mucorales; Radiomycetaceae. The record is from RefSeq and is a predicted model, not a curated record. The transcript has a single exon.
AAAAAAAAAAAAAAAAAGGAGCCAGGAGGUGUUGUUAGCUUAUCGUUGACCGCCGAUUCAAUUGAAGGAAAUGGGUGUCAAAACGAAUCGUUACCAGGAGUCUUGACAAUGCGGACUCGGUUGGAACGAGUGUUGUAGGAGAGACGGCGUCUGUAGGUGAGACGUUGAGCCAUUGCGAUGAUUCUGUUUUAUAGGUCAAUUAAAAUGGGUCGAAAUCGAGGACAUGGUAACGAUGGUGAAUAUGGAGGUUGAACGAUGAUGGUGACGGUACGAUGAAAAAGAUGGAUAGAAAUUUAGAGAAAGGUCAUUAUUAGUAUUCUUCAUCCGCUGACUUUUUUCGUCGUAUCUAUGGAUACGGAUAUCCAUCUUCUUUAUGAUGGAUGUAUACAUACCCUAUGGAUGUGGGAAAAGAAGGGUCUUCACUCAGGUGGCUCGGUGUUCCAUUUUGGAAGCGAGCCUCACAGCGAAACAGGCCUUCCUCGCUCACGCAAAGUCACGUGCUUACACCGGACAAUCCGGCGGAGACUCAAAUUUAAUCGAUAUGCCUGCUUUCCCCCCUCCCAUGCGGCGCAGUCCAUUUCACGGAACUCCACACAAACGUUGCUGUUUCCAGUGAUAGCGGUCUAUGAAAGUAUCUCAAAAUACAAGUCGUCCUAUAUAAAAC